Guillardia theta CCMP2712 is the source of this 474-nucleotide messenger RNA. RefSeq lists its product as hypothetical. The transcript has a single exon. The annotation marks the transcript as partial. Lineage: Eukaryota; Cryptophyceae; Pyrenomonadales; Geminigeraceae. The record is from RefSeq and is a predicted model, not a curated record.
AUGUGGAGUGACCCGGCGGGCGACGGAUGCACGUCAGAAUGCAAGCUCGAGCAGGGCUUCGUGUGCUUGUACGACGAUCACGAUCGGUUGCUCGGAGGAAGGUGCGAGGCUGUCUGCGGUGAUGGCGUGCGAGUCCAGCAGGAGGACUGUGAUGAUGGCAACACUCGCGAUGGAGACGGAUGUAGCUCCUCCUGUCUGGUGGAGAGCGGCUGGAUCUGCGCGGACAACCUGCACGUCACCAACCACACGACCAGCCUCUGCUACGGGAUCUGCGCUGAUGGCGUUCGAGUUGCAGCUGAGCAGUGUGAUGACGGGAACACCAAGUCAGGCGACGGAUGCGACCAGUUCUGCAGGCUGGAGAGCGGGUAUGUGUGUGCUGACAACGGACUGUGCAGCACCAACUGUGGGGACGGGAUCAUAGCAGGGAAGGAGGCUUGUGAUGACAUGAAUAACAUCAACGGCGAUGGCUGUAAC